ACAGCAGCGCGCUGACUGGUGGAUAUUCACCCGAAACGCAUUGACGUCUGUCUUAGCGCCAUCUUUAGAAAUUACUGAAGGAGAAACUAAUUGAAUAAUCUUCGUUUUAUUUCUUCGGCCGUGGACUAGAGCAGGUUGAGGAUACCGGUGGGCACAAAACUAUCGAGGGGUAAAAGCUUGCAGAAACCAUGGGAGUAAAGGUACAACGCCCCCGCUGUUUUUUCGAUAUAGCCUUCAACAAUGUGCCUGUGGGGAGAGUUGUGGUUGAAUUGUUUUCUGACAUAUGUCCUAAAACAUGUGAGAACUUUCGCUGCCUCUGUACAGGGGAAAAGGGUAUUGGAAAAGGCACCCAGAAGCCUUUACAUUAUAAAGGCUGUCUAUUUCACAGAAUUGUGAAGGAUUUUAUGAUUCAAGGAGGAGACUUCAGUGAAGGGAAUGGCAAAGGGGGUGAAUCCAUUUACGGAGGCUUUUUUGAAGAUGAAAGUUUUGCUGUCAAGCACAACAAGGAGUACCUGCUGUCUAUGGCCAACAGGGGCAAAGAUACAAAUGGUUCACAGUUUUUCAUAACAACAAAGCCUACUCCUCAUUUAGAUGGAGUUCAUGUGGUUUUUGGUCAAGUGAUCUCUGGCCAGGAAGUGAUCAAAGACAUGGAAAACCAGAAGACAGAUGCCAGCAGUAGACCGUAUGCUGAAGUAAAAGUUCUCAACUGUGGGGAACUUAUUCCAAAAUCCAAGGCGAAAAAGGAAGAGAAGAAAAGAAAGAAGUUGUCUUCAAGUGAUUCCGGGAGCUCCAGUGACUCGCGUUCUUCAGAGUCCUCAUCUGAGUCCGAGGGUGAUUCAGAAAAGGAGUCCAAGAAAAAAAAAAAGAAACGCAAGAAAGAAUCUAAAAAACAAAAAAAGGAAAAAAAGCAAAAAAAGAAAGAUGAAAAGAAAAGUUCUGGAGAGGAGAGUGAAGAUGAAAAAAAAGAAGUUGAUCCCCUCUCCACUGUACGUCCUGAGGAGAUCCCUGCAAUCCCAGAAAACCGGUUCCUUAUGAGAAGGAGCCCUCAACAGAAAGAGGAGAAGGAAAAGGAGAAGAAAAAAGAGAAAGAAAGAGAGAGCAGUGUUUUAAACUCCCAGGCAUCGUCAUAUCAGAGAAGGCUUUUGGUAACCAGGUCGGGCAGGAAAAUUAAAGGACGAGGACCAAGACGCUACAGAACACCAUCCAGGUCAAGAUCUAGAGAUCGUUUCCGACGCAGUGAAACGCCACCCCAUUGGAGGCAAGAGAUGCAGCGAGCUCGGAGAAUGAGAGCGCCCAGUGGUGAACGAUGGAUUAAAGGAGACAAGAGUGACUUAAUGGAGGGCAAGAAGGAAAUACCAAAGCCUGAAAUAAGAGGAAGGGAAAGAGAGACCUCUGAGAAUAAACUUGUUACCUCGGACAGCCCCAGCAAAAGCAGGGAAAGGGAUAAGAGAGCUAGGGCACGCAAAUCCAGGAGCAAAGACAAGGAAUCGAGGAAAAACGAAGAUAAAGAGGACAGACAUGACAAACACAAAUCUAAAAAGAAAGCAAAAUCAAGAAGCCGAAGUAAGAGUAAGGAGAGAGAACAAAAACGUAGUAAAGAUGAUGAAAAGAGAGCCAGGUCACAAAGCAAAGGCAGAAAUAACACCAAAGGAAAAGAUAAGGAAAAAAACUCUGAAUCGGGAGUGAAAGAAAUGGAGAGGAGUAAAAGCAAAGAAAGGGAUGAAGGCAAAAGUAAAGACAGGUGUGCAAAAUCAAGAAGCAAAGAGAGAGACUCCAACAAAGAGAAACAUGUAAGAUCCAGUAGCAAAACCAGGGAACAAAGCCGAAGCAGAGACAGAGGAAAAAGAGCUCAAUCCCAGAGCAAAGACCGUGACAGGAGCAAAAGCAAAGAUCGGCAGCAAAAUAGAGAGAAGGAGGCAAAAAGAAGAGGCCGAUCCAAAAGUAGGGAGAGAAAGCGAUCGCCUGAAAAGGGCAAAACAAGGGACUCGAGGAGGAGCAGGAAAUCAAAGAGUUCUGAACGUGAAAGAACCCGAAGCGCUGAUAAAGAAAAGAAUAAAAAUAAGGAAAGUUCACAUAAAAGAAGUAGAACCAAUGAUGAAAGUCACCGAAAGAAGAGAUCCAAAAGCAGAGACGGCAGAAGUCCUGACAGUAAGGAUGAAAGAAAGGCAAAAAAUAAAGAACAUGGAAGAAGCCAAAGUCGAAGUCCCAGCUCAAAGAAAAAGGAAAGUAGUAAAGAGAGAGAAUCUUCACAUAAAAGUAAGGAAAAAGAAAAGAAAGCCUCCAGUGAAGAGAGGAAUCAAAAGUCUAAGAGCAAGGACAAAGAUAAAAACCAUAGCAAAGAAAAGUAUGACCGUGAAUCAAGCUUAAGUGCAGAUUAGAGUGAUUAACCGAGAUGAACUGUGUUUUACGGACCUGUAGUCUCUUCUUGUCUAUAAUAUAAUUGCAGGCACAUUGCAGACAUGUCUUUUUAAUAUACUUCAGUUGGCUCUUUAGACAAUCUGCAGCUUGGAAUAUUUGUACUACUGAAGUUUUAAAAUGUUAGGGAGAACUUCUUUUUUUUUUUUUUUUUUUUUCCUGUGAUACUGUAGAUUUGAAGUUAUUUUUGGUAAUGCUUUACCUGGCUACAUUUAUUUUAAAGUAUACAGAAGGACUAUCUGUGGACAUUAAGAAUGGGCUGAUUUACUGGAAUUCUUUGAGACCUGAUUCUAAAUUUUAAGGUGUCCAUAUCUAGAUAUUUUUGUAACAUGAAAAAUAUACUGUAAAUACCCAAGGUAAAGUCUGAAUGCAAGAUGUGACCUAAGAAUAAUGUUUUUUUGUUUGAAGUGUAGCAAUAGCAGGGCUCUAACUUUUUUCAUUUAUUUUUUGUUUUGUUUUAAUAUGUGGCCCACAAAGUAGUAUGGACUGUUAGUCGGUUUCUUUAGAAUCAACUGUUGAACAGGGCAGCUUUAUUGUAUUGUUAAAAUUCCUUACAAUAUUUGUACUUUUGUUGUCUGCUGUGAUUGUAUACAGUACCGUCAUGCUACUACCUAUAAACAUGCUACAGCAGCGAACCUAUAUUAAAGAUUUGGGUUCUACAUCUGGAUCUCUGAAAUACUAAUACCCAUAGUCAGCAGAAACCCUCCAGUUCUGAUUAAGCACACAGUAACACUAGCAUGCUAGGGUGUGUGUUUUUUUUUUGUUUUUUUUUUAAACUAAUUGGUUUUGGUUUUGUGUGCCAUUUCAUAAAAUUCAUAUAAUUUACUUUGACAGUAAUAUGAUUUUUAUUAUAUUUUAGCCAUUUCUCAGGAGAAGAUCUGUACACCAAUUCUAGAUUGAGAUAUUUGUAAAUGUGCAAAUUCAUAUAUUGGUAUGAGGCAAUUUUCCAAAAUGUUUUUAGUACAGUAUAAUGAUGCUAUGAAUCAGUUUUUAGAAACUGCUUUUACUUUUUUUUUUUUUUUUUGGGGGGGGGGGCAUAAAUUAGUUGCAAGGUUCGUUCUGAAUUUUCUGGUAUUAAAUGCAUAUAUUUGUUCCCUUGUAUAUUUUAUUUUUAGGGGGGAUUCAUGUGUCAUCUCUACACUUGACUGCUUGCAUAUUUUCAUUUGCUGUAUCCAGUUUUUGCCUGUGAUAUUAUCAUUGUAAUUUUAAUUCAAUUGUUAAAAAAAGUCUUCCUUGUA
Polyodon spathula (Mississippi paddlefish) is the source of this 3653-nucleotide messenger RNA. Its product is annotated as peptidyl-prolyl cis-trans isomerase G-like. The transcript is spliced from 13 exons. NCBI's taxonomy places the organism in Eukaryota, Metazoa, Chordata, Actinopteri, Acipenseriformes, Polyodontidae. Gene Ontology annotation, molecular function: peptidyl-prolyl cis-trans isomerase activity. Gene Ontology annotation, biological process: protein folding; protein peptidyl-prolyl isomerization. The record is from RefSeq and is a predicted model, not a curated record. Gene Ontology annotation, cellular component: nucleus. The coding region runs from base 189 to 2378 and encodes 729 amino acids.